This is a messenger RNA of Oppiella nova, 475 nucleotides long. The record is from the annotation of a GenBank genome assembly. NCBI's taxonomy places the organism in Eukaryota, Metazoa, Arthropoda, Arachnida, Sarcoptiformes, Oppiidae.
CGAUAAUACAAUACAAACCAAUGUUUAGUUUGCAUUUUGAUUGCAUCAAUACAUUGUGAUUACUUGAUAACAUGUGGUUUUUAGUCAUUUUGAGUUGGUUUGCAUUAUUAGUGCAACUCUUUUUGGUGGUCCUGUCUGUCGCGGCCGGACUCUACUAUUUGGCUGAAUUGGUCGAAGAGUUUAGUGUCAUAUCUGCUAAAGUCAUCAAAUCUAUGAUUUUGGUCUUAGCCUUCUUCACCAUCUGCUUAUGGCUCAUCCCUUUCGCAUUCUUCAUAUCAUUAUCGGCUAAUGAGAACGUAUUGCCCACUAUUGCUGAAACCAAACCAUUACUUUCCGACGAAAGUGAUGUCGUUUCACAUUAUUUCUCCCGAAGAGGCAAAAGAUAUGGUUUGCUAUCGUUUUUCAAUUAUGCAAAGGACAGCCUUUUGCCUCAAAGAGUUAAAAAGUCUUUUUAGAUUUAUAUUCCAUGUUUAGA